Messenger RNA from Suhomyces tanzawaensis NRRL Y-17324, 1920 nucleotides. RefSeq names its product Signal recognition particle receptor subunit alpha (gene SRP101). The record is from RefSeq and is a predicted model, not a curated record. Gene Ontology annotation, biological process: SRP-dependent cotranslational protein targeting to membrane. Gene Ontology annotation, molecular function: GTP binding; signal recognition particle binding; ATP hydrolysis activity. NCBI's taxonomy places the organism in Eukaryota, Fungi, Ascomycota, Pichiomycetes, Serinales, Debaryomycetaceae. Gene Ontology annotation, cellular component: endoplasmic reticulum membrane. The transcript has a single exon. The coding region runs from base 259 to 1866 and encodes 535 amino acids.
UCGUGUCUUGUCUACCACUGGAUUGCCUAAUUUUCAAAAUCCUCAAUUCAAAGUUACAGUGGCCGAGUGGUUAAGGCGACACCCUGCUAUUAGCGGUUUAGGUGUUGGGUUUUACCUGCGCAGGUUCGAAUCCUGUCUGUGACGAUAUUUUUUUGAACUCCGCACCAAUUUUUGAUCUAAUCAACGAUUUCUCCAUCCACUCAUGAUUCAUUAAUUGAACCUAUUCCUCUUCCCAUCAUCUAACAAUUGUACGCUGUCAUGUCGCAAUCGUUGAUAAUAUUUCGGAGCUCCGGCAAGAUCGAGUAUCAGUACAACACCAAGACUAAUCCGUUCAACGAGUUCAUAUAUACCUUAGUGAAUGAAACCAGCAUUGAGUUGGAUGCCAACUUCUAUACCGCCAGUUUGCACCAAAAGCGGUUCUACUGCUACAAGAGAGAGUCUGUGUACGCAGCGCUUUAUUUCGAUGCCGUCACCACUCUUGAUGGUGACAAGGUCAAGAGCACAUUACAGGGCAUAUUGAAGACUUACAACAAGCUCCACGAAGACGAAGACGAAGAUGUGGAUAAGUUAAAGAAGUUGGUGGAGUUGCAGUUCAAUAAGCUCAUGAAGAUUAAACUGGCUGAGCCCACCAAGCCUAGAUCUGCCACUCCAAGUGGCGCAAGCACUCCCAUCCGUAAGCCAGGAACGCCGGUCCCCAAAACACCGUUAUCCAACAAGAAAAUGAGGAAGUGGGAUGGUGACCAGAUUUCGUCGGCCCUGGGAAAUUCCAAGACCCUCGACUACUCCGCUGCCGACGAUAGCAGCCACGCCGUGGGCGACACCAGCCAGUACUUGGCAGACGAUUCAGCCUUUGUCAAGGAAAAUGAGUUGGUGUUGGUCAACGAGUUGAACGACAUCUUGGGCGAAUCAGACGACGAAGAAGAGGAAGCUGAAACCUCUAGUAAAAAGGGCUUUUUGGGCAAAUUGACAUCAUACUUUGGAAGCAACAUAGAUGUGAACGAGGUGUCGAAGAAGUUCCAGGACCAAUUGGUGUCAAAAAAUAUUGCACCAAGCACUGCAAAGACCAUCAUAGAGAAGAUUCAAAAUAACUUCUCCUCCAAGAAGAAUGUCACCAUGCCAAUGUACAAGCAAGCGUUGACGGACGAAUUGACCAAGAUCUUGACCCCUAAUGUUUCCACAGACUUGCUCUACGACAUAAAGCGGAAUUCUGGCUCCUCAAAUAGAGCAUAUGUCAUUUCAGUGGUGGGUGUCAAUGGGGUUGGUAAGUCUACUAAUUUGGCCAAAUUAGCAUUUUGGUUCUUGCAGAAUAACAUGAGUGUGUUGAUCUGUGCCUGUGACACCUUCAGAUCUGGUGCUGUCGAGCAGUUAAAGGUGCAUGUCAACAACUUGAAGAACUUGACGUCGUCGGAUGCCUCGUCCAAGAUCGAUAUCUUCGAGAAGGGGUACGGGAGUGGAGACCAUGUGGUGGCCACCGCCAAGCUGGCGAUCCAACAUGCCACUGAACAGCAGUACGAUAUCGUGUUGAUCGAUACUGCUGGAAGAACGCACUCGAACGCCAAACUCAUGGCUCCGUUGAAGAAGUUUGGUGAUGCAGCUAACCCCGACAAGAUUAUAAUGGUUGGUGAGGCAUUGGUGGGAACCGACUCGGUGGAGCAAGCUAUCAAUUUCAACAAUGCAUUUGGAAACAGGAGAAGCUUGGACUUCUUCAUCAUCUCCAAGGUGGAUACUGUGGGAGACUUGGUGGGGACCAUGAUCAACAUGGUGAUGGCAACCAAGGUUCCGAUAUUGUUUGUGGGUACGGGCCAGACUUACACAGACAUCAAGAGGCUAAGUGUGAACCGGGUGGUGGAGAUGUUGAUGAGCUAGCUGGGUGGAAUCUGUAUAAAUAGAGUGAAUGUACGAGUAGCGAGGACGUUUGUA